AAUCUUGAGUGCCUUCUCUGCGAAAUACAGGAGCUGGCGGAGAGUCUAGAGAAAUGACAUUUUCUCGUUGACUAUCAAGAAGAUCAACAUAAUUUGAAUAUGGAUUAUAAUCCAUAUUCAAAUUGUCAAAGAAGAGAAAUAGAAGAGAUGACCAAGAAGAGAGACGAAAAUGAUUAAGAAGAGAGAUUGAAGUGUGAAAGAUCAGGAAUAUGUUUAAGAAAGAGAUAAAGGAGUGUGUUAAAUAAAUGGAAGAGAAGAGCUGAUGGCAUUCAUCACACUCAACCAAACGGACUUGACACUUAUCUAAACACAUUCAGAGCAAAUUAAUAUCCAUCCUAUCUAACCUAACAUGUAUUUAUUACAUUACACUAACCCAACGAUAAACUAACAAUAAUCACCAUCAAACAUCAAACCAAGCACAGCUCAAGACAUGUAUUUAUUACCUAACACUUAUCAAGGCAUCUACAUUUCAGAGGGAGCUGUAAAGGAGGGUACGAACCUUGACUUUGCAGAGAAGAAACCGGAAUUUAUUGAGAUGCUUGCAAGACUUGCAACCGUUGAUGCUCCGCAUCAAAACUGAACAAAGCUUCUGCGUUUCACCAUCACACAUAAACCCAGCACAAAUUAAAUACAAUCAAACAAAAACAAACAAAAUUAAAUCUUUUCGGACAACAUACGAAAGAGGAAUAAUUUUCACUGAUUCACUAAUAGAGAUUAACGUUUUAAAAUUAUGUAUAUAGCAUUUCCAUUGUGAUUCACUCACUUAAACUCUUAAACUCUGAUAAUUGAGAACACAAAAACAAAACAACAAAGAGAGAGACAGAUUCUUUACCUUUCGAUUCGAACAUGUUGUCUCAAUUCGUCUCAGUUGCAUGCGUAUUCCGGUCGCGAGCGAUAGAGAGAGAUAUAGAACCGAAAAAGACAAACCGAAACAAAGUCAGAGACAUACCUCUUCGAUUCGCAUGCAAAGCUUCUACCGCUUCGAUUCGCCAUUCGAUUCCGAAAACAGACUCUUCGGUUCGCAUGCAAAGCUUGUACCGCUUCAAUUCCCUUCUCGUAAUCCCAACACAAUCACAUGAUUCUGCCUUUUGAUUCAUAAAACGCCUCUUCGAUUCAUCUCCGACACAUGCGCAAAUCAGGAACGAGAGAUAGAGAGAGAGAGAGACAGAGCAUCGAAAAGGAGAGAAAAGAAGAACGCAUGGGUCUUUUUUUUCUUGCCCAUUCUCAUUACCACACGGCCCAAUAAACACUGCCACAUGCACCAUAAGGGACGUCUCUUUUAAUCCCACAUUAGGAGACGUUCCUUCUUAUAAUUGUCAUUUUUUAUUUUGUUUGAAUCAUAAUUUUCCUUAAGAUACCACCUUAGAUACAGGGUUAAUCCUGCUCUAAGGGGAUUUGAGAGGAUUCAUAGGUCUAAAGCCACGAUCAGAUAUCACAUCCAUAAUAACUUGAUCAACUGAGUCAGUGUACGAUUAUGUAACAUCCGUCGCCUAGAUGUAACAUAUUCAACGCACAUCAACAACAACUCACACGAGUAGCGGUGAAAUGACUCAUCUGUUUAGAUGAGAAAGAAAGCCAUGAUAAAUGGCAAUGUUAUAGCUUCCGAAGAAGAGAAAUUUGUGGUUGGUUUCUUUCGGUAUGAUAAGAUUCGCCGGUAAAGUGAACAACGACGUGUAUGUGUAAUGUUCAUACAUAACUACAUAAGUAAAUAUUUAUUAUUGUACGUAAACGGGGCCUGGCUAUUUAGUGAAGGAUUGUGUGGACUUGAUUAUUAGUUGGUGCCCUUUUAGAAGGGUUAUGGGUGUGACUGAUCGAUGAGGCAGAGUAGGACUCUACAAUUAAAGUUUGUUAGUUCACGUGUGACCCACUUGGUUUUUACUACCGACACAGCAUUCAUUUCCACGUCAUGAACUAUUUCAGCUCUACUCUGAUCAUACAUACAUCUUCACGUUUCAUGACGAACACUGAAACUAUGAUUGUCUUCAUCAUCUUCUUUUUCUCCUUCCUACAAUCUUGUGUCUGCGGUGAUAUGAUCAUGAGAAGACAUUCCUUGAGAGAUGGUGAUGUUAUAUUCUCUGAAAGGAAGAGAUUCGCCUUUGGAUUCUUCAGCUCUCCUCUUUCGAAGCUCCGAUAUGUCGGAAUUUGGUAUGCUGAAAUCUCUGAGCAGACUGUUGUAUGGGUUGCAAACAGAGACCGUCCCGUUAAUGAUAAAUCUGGUCUGAUAAAGUUCACCAGCAGAGGGAAUCUCUGCGUCUAUGCAUCAUCAGUUAAUGAAACAGAACCUGUCUGGUCAACUAACGUUUCAGAUAGUAUCUUGGAAGCAACUCUAGUUGCGAAACUCUCCGAUAUAGGGAUCCUUGUUCUGCUUGAUUUAGUCACAGGGAGAUGUUUCUGGGAGAGCUUUGAUCAUCCGACAGACACUUUUCUUCCGUUCAUGAGAUUGGGGUUCACACGAAAAGACGGCUUGAAUCGCGUUCUGACAUCUUGGAGAUCUCCUGGCGACCCAGGUUCAGGGAUCUUCACGUACCGGAUAAAACGUGUGGGAUUCCCGCAGCUGAUUCUGUAUAAAGGUCUGAUCCCUUGGUGGCGUGCGGGGACGUGGACCGGGCAGAAGUGGAGCGGAGUGCCUGGAAUGACAAGAGGAUAUAUCUUCAAUAGCUCGUUUGUUAAUAAUCAGGACGAAGUAUCGAUCACUUACGGUGUAACGGAUGCUUCAGUCAUAACUAGAAUGAUGGUGAAGGAGACGGGAAACAUGCAACGUUUCACAUGGAUUGCGAGGGACAAGAGAUGGAACGGUUUCUGGUCAGCUCCUAAAGAGGAUUGCGACUACUAUGCACACUGUGGCCUUAACGGUUACUGCGAUCCCACAAGUACGGAAGCGUUUGAGUGCACAUGCCUGCCUGGUUUUGAGCCAAAGAUGCCCCGGGAUUGGCUCUUGAGGGACACUUCGGGUGGGUGUACAAAGAAAAACUAUGCUUCAAUAUGCCGUGAGAAAGAAGGGUUUGUGAAGUUAAGGAGCGUGAAGAUUCCCGACACAUCAAAUGCAACUGUGGAUAUGAAGAUAACAUUAGAGGAGUGCGAGAAUAGGUGCUUGAGGAACUGCUCUUGUGUUGCGUACGCAAGCGCUUACCACGAGAGUGACAGAGGAGCAACUGGAUGCUUGACAUGGCACGGCGGCAUAUUAGAUACAAGGAUUUACGUGAACUCUGGACAAGAUUUCUACAUACGUGUAGACAGGGAAGAGAUGGUAGGGUGGAACAGAAAGGGCGCAUUAGGCAAGAUGAGAGCCGUCUUCAUUCUCAUCAGUUUGAUUGCAGCCGUAAUGUUACUGACAGUCGUUUUGUUCUGUUUCGUAAGGAACCGACGAAAUCAUCAUCAACAGCCUUCACCCGGGAAUCUUUUGAUUUAAAAGAUUCAUUCGGAUUGGAAGAGGACCAGGGGAGAGAAUGGGAGUUGCCUCUCUUUGAGCUUAACACAAUCGCUACAGCGACGAACAAUUUCGCUUUCUGUAACAAGCUUGGAGCAGGUGGUUUUGGACCCGUUUAUAAGGUAAGAAGAUGCGAAAUCCUUCUUACCAUACACAACAAAUCUUUAAGUUCAAUAAGUAGUAUACCAAAGGUCGUUAGCUCAAAGAACCGUGGUCACUGUUUCCGACAUCCCCGGUUCAAGUAACCAUUGAUAUAGAAUUAAUAAUACAUGUUAUGGUUUCGAAUCUAGGGAUUAUGGACUUUGGUCCGAACAUUUUAGUAAUAAUAAUAAUAAUAAUAAUAAUAAUGUGUACAAUGUUUUCUAAAGAAUAAAAAAUGUUCGACUCAGGGCGUGUUACAAAACGGUAUGGAGAUAGCAGUGAAGAGGCUGUCGAGAAAGUCAGGCCAAGGAAUGGAAGAGUUCAAGAACGAGGUCAAGUUGAUAUCAAAGUUGCAGCAUCGAAAUCUCGUGAGGAUCUUAGGGUGUUGCGUCGAACUGGAUGAGAAGAUGUUGAUAUACGAGUACUUACCAAACAAGAGCCUAGAUUAUUUCAUAUUCCGUACGUACGUUCAACAUUUUUCUGAUGCCUUCAAAUCUUCCAAUUCAUGAUCUUAUGGUGUUGCGUGUUUCCCCGUAGAUGAAGAGCAGAGAGCGGAGCUGGAUUGGCCAAAACGGAUGGUAAUAAUCCAGGGGAUUGCUCGGGGAAUCUUGUAUCUUCAUCAAGAUUCAAGACUGAGAAUCAUCCACAGGGACCUCAAGGCCAGCAAUGUUCUUCUUGACAACGAGAUGAUCCCCAAGAUUGCUGAUUUUGGCAUGGCUAGAAUCUUUGGGGUCAACCAAAUCGAAGGAAGCACCAAUCGGGUUGUCGGAACAUAGUGAGUAAUUAUUUCUCAGUCUCCACAAUACUCUCCAACCUUUUUUUUUUUCCAAUCAUAUAUAGAAAAACAUGUUGCGGAAAGUCACACGGCGCAGCGGAAAUACUAAUGGUCGUGUUCCCCUGACCUUGUGCGAACCUGUGAGGAAAAUACUUCGACGAUGGCAAGAUAUCAAAGUUGCGAUAACUAAAUGAGACACACAAUUUUUACGUGGAAAACCUCCUCGAUGUGAGAAGGAAAAACCACGAGACCGUAGUCCACUCAAAAAAUCCACUAUAUAAAUGGUAUGUGUACAACCACGUCCUCCUUGUUCAACAGCCUGAACAGAAUAGAGAAUCUAGCUACAAAGAGCUAUCUCCAACACAAACAACAACAACAAGAGAGCAACACAAAGCUUCAAAACCGGCAGCAACCAAACGACCUCAGCUCACAAAGAUUCCGGCUUACAGAAACUAGUCCAACCGUACAAAUCCAAGAUAAACAAGUCGACAAUACCUCUGCCAAAUUUCAGCUCAAUAAGAGAAGAUCUCACCGUUGGAUUUACCAACAACCAAGACUGCUCUGCUGAAGAACUAUGGCGACCAGCUUCAAGAAAACCCAGACAA
This is a messenger RNA of Brassica napus (rape), 4948 nucleotides long. Its product is annotated as G-type lectin S-receptor-like serine/threonine-protein kinase RKS1. Gene Ontology annotation, molecular function: protein kinase activity; ATP binding. Bases 1907 to 3409 code for a protein of 500 amino acids. Gene Ontology annotation, biological process: recognition of pollen; protein phosphorylation. The transcript has 3 exons. The record is from RefSeq and is a predicted model, not a curated record. NCBI's taxonomy places the organism in Eukaryota, Viridiplantae, Streptophyta, Magnoliopsida, Brassicales, Brassicaceae.